Amoebophrya sp. A120 is the source of this 2117-nucleotide messenger RNA. The record is from the annotation of a GenBank genome assembly. Lineage: Eukaryota; Dinophyceae; Syndiniales; Amoebophryaceae.
AUGUCUGGAUCUUCCUCGCAGCUGGUCCGCAGCUGGAACUCGCUGGCGCGAAUUGUCGCGAGCGCGUACCAGGUACCAGAUGGCGUGAACGGGACUACCAAUGCCCACGCGACGGCGCGCUUGUUCGGGCAGAAGCAGCCACGGGUGGUGCUGUUUCGCGACAACCACGCCUGGUGUCCCUACUGCCAAAAGGUGUGGCUGUGGCUCGAGGAGAAGCGAGUGCCCUACGAAGUGCGAAAAGUUACCAUGUUCUGCUACGGUGCGAAAGAGCCGUGGUAUAAAAAAAUCGUUCCUUCUGGGAUGCUUCCGGCCCUCGCGUUUGUCGACGUUUCUGACGCGAAGAAGAUCACGCAUCUUGUCACUGACUCGGAUGACGUGCUACAGGAACUGGAAGAGGAAUUCGGGGCGCUGAAUAAUGCGAGCCUCACUAGUCCGGCAAUUAUCGCCUGUCGGAAGCUCGAGCGUAUGCUGUUUCGCGCCUGGUGCGACUGGCUGUGUAAUCCGUACGCCCCGGAUCGGGAAGCGAGGCAGAACUUUCAAGGUGUUUGUGGAAAGGUCGAAGCGCACAUGGCAAAGAGCAACGGUCCCUACUUCGCAGGCGAUAGCUUCACCGUCGCGGACUGUGUGAUCGCACCAUUUUUGGAGCGGAUGUGCGCGAGCCUGUAUUACUACAAGGGCUUUCAGCUGCGGAAAGAGCAUCCGAUUUUGGACAAGUGGUGCUCUGCGAUGGAGACGCGAGAGGUGUACCGCGGAACGAAAUCGGAUUUCCACACGCACGUCCACGAUCUGCCGCCGCAAUUAGGGGGUUGUCAUCCGAACGCAAAUGCGAAAAUCCACCCGGUGAAUGGUGCCGCGAGCGACGCGGACGCUAUCCCGGAGGGCGUUGAGGUGAGGUCGGACUGCUUCCCCGAGCCUGCUGACGUGCGACUGGAAAUUCUGUACCGCGUCCUGCGGCACCGAGAAAAGGUAGCUGGUGCGAAUCCUUAUGGAAAGUCGGAAGCGUUUGAUCUUGCCAUGCGGGCCGUCUUGUCCAGGCUGGUAGAAGAGCACGCAGCGCGGGAACCGUGCCAACAGGUACAAAGAGUUGUGAUUGGUCUUCCGUUUUUAUUGUCCCAAGUUUAAAUUCACGAACUGUAGCAUGAUGAGUCCCUUUUGUUACAAGUCUUCGAAGUUCGCUGAUCAACUUUGAUGACUAACACAAAGAAAUUGCGCAUGGGUUCUGACACAUCAAAAGUGUCGUUUUUCCUGAUCUCAGUACAAAUUAUACGCCAGCGCUUGAAAGGAUGAGACAAAUUGUUUCUGGUCUUCAAAGUUCACUGACUUCUGAUGACCAAAACAUACAAACCUUCCCUCUGAAAGAGCUGGCAAAUGUCGAUGACACUCUCAGCAGUGUAAACUAGGUUUCCGCACUGCCCUCCUCUGAUGAAAAUAGUUGUUUUUGGUCUUCAAAGUUCUCUGAUGUUUCUCUGAUGACCAAAACACAUAAACCUUCCCUCUGAUGACUUUGAAUGACGGUCCGACAAGCUGAUGUGCUAGAAUCUGGUUCAAGAACGAAAUGCAAAUGUUUUAGGAAGAGACCUCAACUUCAAAAAUCACAGAUCGUGGACCUGAUCAGGGAGCGAGAUCCUGAAGCGGUCCAAAUUGAUCGUCUUCCUCCGAACAGCGCACGGGCCUUGCGCUACGUGCGGGAUCGCGUCUCCAUCCCCCGCGACAUGUCUUUCUGGGCCGGACGCAAGUUUCGGCACGCGCUGGAACAAGUGGCAAGGGAUCUAGGAAACCCGGAAGAAACUUGUGAACACCCGAUUCCGGUCGAGCACCGCCGGGAUACGGACCCGAAACGAUUCCGCGUCUCCGUAAGUGUGAUGUGACUGGCGGAGUAGUUGCAAUUUCCAGGUAAGAGUAAUAGCCUUGCAAAUCGGAGCUUCUGAACUGCUGGAAAAGCGAAAAAACCAAGAUUUGUGUGCAGAAAAAGUGAAGUUUACUACCAAGUAACGUGUACACCUCAAAUGGGUGGCAUCAAAUGAAUCGAACAGCCAUGAUUCGCUGUGCGAUAGUUCACAUGCGAAAUACAUGUUAAAACAGAAAGGUUUUUGACUUCUCGAGCAUCGACUACAUAU